AUGUCCAAGGAAGACUCAGAACUCGAAAUCGGUACCAAGAAAACGAUAGAAGCGCGCGGGAUCCGGAUUGGGCGUUAUAUUGGUAGCGGCUCAUAUUCAAAGGUAUACUGCGCCGUCAACCCGGAAAAGAUGGAGAUUGCGCUGAAAGUGAUUGAGAUGAAGGCAAAGAGCGAUUAUAUCCAAAGAUUCUUGCCGCGUGAAGUUGAGAUUGUUCGCCGCCUCAACCACCCAAACAUUGCAAGAAUUUACAAGGUGUACUUCCUCGAGGGCCCAAAAGUUACGGUGUUUGAAGGCGAAUUCUGCGCAAAUGGCGAUCUCCUCGACCGGAUUAAGCGAAACAAGCAGCUCACCGAAGUCGAGGCAAGGCCCUUUUUCCGUCAGCUGAUUGAGGCGAUGAAGUACCUUGAAGCGCACGACAUCGUCCACCGCGACCUCAAAUGCGAAAACGUCUUCCUCGACCGGUUCGACAACGUGAAGCUCGGCGAUUUUGGCUUUUCACGCGUGCUGAAAAAGGGAGAGAAAUCCGACACCUUUUGCGGGUCAAAGAUCUACGUAGCGCCCGAGAUUCUGCGAGGACAAAAGUAUGGCGGGAAUGCGGUGGACAUCUGGAGCAUGGGUAUCGUGCUGUACAUUAUGGUGACCGGUGUGAUGCCGUACGAUGAGGGGAACCUGCAGAAGAUGGUCGAGCGCCAGAUGACGCACAUGGUUCGUUAUCCGAGUGCUCCGCGUCUCUCAUCGGCCGUCCGUCAGCUGAUCCUCGGCAUUCUGCAUCCCGAUCCGGGCAAUCGACUCGAUUACAACGAGAUGAUCACGAGUGAAUGGCUGAAAGAGACGCCGUAUAAGAUGUCGAAUGAGAAGACCGGAAAUAAUGGCACGCCCGCCGUCCAAUUCGUCCAGCCAAAAUUCCGCAUGCUCAAAGACGCCCCGUUGUGC
Molecule: messenger RNA, 933 nt
Organism: Mesorhabditis spiculigera
Lineage: Eukaryota; Metazoa; Nematoda; Chromadorea; Rhabditida; Rhabditidae
Source: the annotation of a GenBank genome assembly